Panicum virgatum (switchgrass) is the source of this 836-nucleotide messenger RNA. RefSeq names its product BTB/POZ and MATH domain-containing protein 5-like. The coding region runs from base 63 to 836 and encodes 257 amino acids. The transcript has a single exon. Gene Ontology annotation, biological process: protein ubiquitination. Gene Ontology annotation, molecular function: protein binding. The record is from RefSeq and is a predicted model, not a curated record. Lineage: Eukaryota; Viridiplantae; Streptophyta; Magnoliopsida; Poales; Poaceae.
GCGGCGGUGGAGGGCGACGGCGGAGGCGCCGGGGGCAGCGCCGGAGCUUGGGGAGGCGGCGGAUGGCGGGGGAGCGACGGGAGAAGCCUUCUGCGAUGUGUUUCUUCCCCCUCGCAUAUGCGGGGAAUAGACUCCCCAGCAUGUUCGACUCCUGUAGCUUCACGCAUCAGUUCAAGCUCAACUACGAGGAGACGAAGAAGGUCGCCAUCGGCCACGUCGUCAGCUCCGGCGAAAUCUCUGCUGGGGAGCACCUCUGGAAGAUCAUGUGCAACCCCCGUGGGGACAGAGAAGAGAACAAGGGCGAGUACCUAUCCAUCUACCGCUACCAUGCGAGCAAGUCCAAAAACGCCAAGGCUAUCUUCGAGGUCUUCGUGAUGGACAGAGACAGUGCUCCGUCCUCGUCCCAUAGAAAAAGGUUCGUGCAAUUCUACACGCCAAAGGACAACUGGGGUUGGCCAAAAUUCGUGGAGCGAAGUGUCCUCAAGUCGCUCUACCUGACAGAUGGAUCUUUCAUCGUCAUGUGCGGGGUCAAGGUCAUACCUGACAACCCCUUGGACGACGCCCCGCCCUCCGACAUAGGGAGCCACCUCGGCGUCCUGCUGGAUUCCGAGGACGGCUCCGACGUGUCGUUCGUCGUCGACGGUGAGGAGUUCCCCGCUCACCGGGCGGUGCUCGCCGCCCGCUCGCCGGUCUUCAAGGCGCAGCUCCUGGGAUCCAUGGCGGACGCCAAGAUGGCAUCCAUCACCUUGCAUGACAUCGCGCCCGCGACGUUCAAGGCCAUGCUUCGAUUCAUCUACACCGACGCGUUUCCUGUGGAAGGCGGGUUCGAGGCAUAG